UAAACAGGAAGAGAGAAGCACAGUAAACGGAAUGAGUUUAAAAUCCGAACUAAAUGUUUUCCUAAACAAUAAAUGGAGGAACCGAUAGGAAGAAGUUUGAUCUUUAAAGCGGUUUUAUCAGCAUAAAGACGCGCGCGUCCUGUCAGCCAGCAGGCGCGGCUUCAGGACAGGAGCCACAACUACUCCACAGGCAGAUUUCCAACAGCCUUUGUUUGAUAAUCAGGUGAAGGUGCACUCUGUUGCAUCACAUGAAUCCCUGCUCCACUCCUGUCACGUGUCUAUUAAACAUACACAGUGCCUCCUAUAUAAUGCAAUCAGUGUGAACCAGAGAGCUCAGAAAGUGCUGCUGGGUAGAGGGAAGCCUGCAUACUGUCAAGAGAAUCAUGGAGUUUUAUACAACACUGCUCCUGGCAGGGCUAGCGGCUCUGCUUUGGUUCCUUUUUGCUCAAAACCAGCAGAAGUACCGUCUCCCACCUGGACCCAGACCACUGCCACUCAUAGGAAACCUUCUGAAAAUAAACAAGAAUGCACCUUUUAAAAGCUUCGUAGAGCUCAGUAAGACCUAUGGUCCUGUGAUGACCGUAUACUUGGGCUGGCAGCGGAUGGUUGUUCUGGUAGGAUAUGAUACAGUGAAAGAAGCCUUGGUAGACCAAGCAGAUGACUUCAUAGGCAGAGGUCCUCUGCCAAUUUUGGUAAGAGCCACCAGAGGAUUUGGUAUUGGUAUCAGUAAUGGGGAACGCUGGCGUCAGCUGCGCCGCUUCACUCUGACAACUUUACGAGAUUUUGGGAUGGGACGUAAAGGGAUGGAGGAGUGGAUCCAGGAAGAAAGCCAACAUCUCAGGGUUCGCUUACACGAGUACAAAGGCGAACCUUUCAAUCCUACAUUCCUUAUGAACCGCACCGUGUCAAACGUGAUCUGCUGCCUUGUGUUUGGACAACGCUUCAGUUAUGAAGACAAGCAGUUUCAGAACCUCCUCGGUGUCCUGGUUAAGAUGGUCAAAUUAAAUAGCAGCCCUUUGGGUGCAUUGUACAACAUCUUCCCUUCAAUCAUGGAAAGGCUUCCCGGACCACACCAGACCGUCUUUGCCGGGAUUGAAGAGAUCAGAGAUUUCGUCAGGAUCAAGAUCGAUGAGCACAAAGCUACGCUGGAUCCGAGCUCACCCAGAGAUUUUAUCGACUGCUUCCUUAUUCGAGCUGAUCAGGAAAAAGAUAAUCCGUCCACUGAGUUCCACUAUGAUAACCUGUUUGCAACAGUGAUGAACUUGUUUGUGGCAGGAACCGAGACCACCAGCUCCACCAUCAGAUAUGCUCUCAGUGUUCUGAUGAAACACAAGGACAUACAGGAAAAAAUUCAGGAGGAGAUUGACACUGUGAUUGGAAGAGCUCGGUGUCCCAGCAUGGAGGACAGGAAAUCUCUCCCGUUCACAGAUGCCUUCAUUCAUGAAGUUCAGCGUUUUCUGGACAUCGUCCCCUUCAGUCUACCUCAUUACGCCCUAGAGGACAUUUCAUUUAGGGGUUACACAAUCCCUAAGGGAACGUCCAUUAUACCCUUGCUGCACUCAGUCCUUAAAGAUGAGAGCAAAUGGGAGACUCCCUUCACCUUCAACCCUAAGCACUUUCUGGACCAUAAUGGCAACUUUAAGAAGAAUCCAGCAUUCUUUCCUUUUUCUGCGGGGAAAAGAUCCUGCGUUGGCGAGUCUCUGGCUCGUAUGGAGCUCUUCAUCUUCUUGGUGACGCUCCUGCAGGAAUUCAACAUUUCCUCUCCUGGGGAUCCCGAUAGCAUUGACCUCAUUCCAGAAUACAGCAGCUUUGGCAACGUGCCUCAUUGUUAUGAUACCAUUGCGACACCUCGGUGAAAGGCCAAAGAUGCCCCGGGAGAGCAUGAUAAUGAUUCAAAAACUU
This is a messenger RNA of Cyprinodon variegatus (sheepshead minnow), 1902 nucleotides long. Its product is annotated as cytochrome P450 2F5-like. Gene Ontology annotation, cellular component: intracellular membrane-bounded organelle; cytoplasm. Gene Ontology annotation, molecular function: iron ion binding; oxidoreductase activity, acting on paired donors, with incorporation or reduction of molecular oxygen, reduced flavin or flavoprotein as one donor, and incorporation of one atom of oxygen; heme binding. Gene Ontology annotation, biological process: xenobiotic metabolic process. The coding region runs from base 384 to 1856 and encodes 490 amino acids. NCBI's taxonomy places the organism in Eukaryota, Metazoa, Chordata, Actinopteri, Cyprinodontiformes, Cyprinodontidae. The transcript is spliced from 10 exons. The record is from RefSeq and is a predicted model, not a curated record.